Messenger RNA from Malurus melanocephalus (red-backed fairy wren), 1577 nucleotides. It is a transcript of the gene GTF2F2, whose product is annotated as general transcription factor IIF subunit 2. The transcript is spliced from 9 exons. Gene Ontology annotation, cellular component: transcription factor TFIIF complex. Gene Ontology annotation, biological process: transcription initiation at RNA polymerase II promoter; transcription by RNA polymerase II. NCBI's taxonomy places the organism in Eukaryota, Metazoa, Chordata, Aves, Passeriformes, Maluridae. The record is from RefSeq and is a predicted model, not a curated record. The coding region runs from base 92 to 880 and encodes 262 amino acids.
CCUCGCGGGCUGCCGUGUGCCGGGCGCGCUGUGGUGCCGCGCUGAUCGCCUGCUCGCCCCGUCCGCCGCCCGGCCCGGCCCGGCCGCCGCCAUGAGCGACAAGGGCGAGCUGGACCUCACCGGCGCCAAGCAGAACACGGGCAUGUGGCUGGUGAAGGUCCCCAAAUACUUGUCACAACAGUGGAGUAAAGCUUCAGGAAGAGGUGAAGUGGGAAAACUAAGGAUUGUCAAGAAUCAAGGACGAACAGAAGUGUCAUUUACUUUGAAUGAAGAGCUUGCAAGCAUCAAUGAUAUUGGAGGAAAGCCUGCUUCAGUCAGUGCACCWAGGGAACAUCCAUUUCUUCUGCAAAGUGUGGGAGGACAGACCUUAACGGUGUUCACAGAAACUUCAGUAGAAAACCAAUCAGAAGAAAAAUCAGAAAGUGGCAGUGCGGAUAAACUUGCCUUGGAAGGAAUAGUGGUGCAACGUGCUGAAUGCAGACCUGCAGCUAGUGAAAAUUAUAUGAAACUCAAAAGAUUACAGAUAGAAGAAUCUUCUAAACCUGUAAGGUUAUCACAGCAGCUGGAGAAAGCUGUAACCACGAAUUAUAAACCAGUGGCUAAUCAUCAAUAUAAUAUUGAAUAUGAGAAGAAGAAGAAAGAAGAUGGAAAACGAGCUCGAGCUGAUAAACAGCAAGUGUUGGACAUGCUUUUUUCAGCCUUUGAGAAACAUCAGUAUUACAACAUUAAAGACCUGGUGGACAUAACCAAACAGCCUGUGAUAUACCUGAAAGAAAUUUUGAGAGAAAUAGGCAUCUACAAUGUGAAGGGGACCCACAAAAACACAUGGGAGCUGAAGCCAGAAUACAGACAUUACCAAGGAGAAGAAAAGAGUGAUUAACAAAAUCAUUUAUGAAGUAAGAGAGAUUGCACUGAGGGAACUGUGGUGUUUACAGACAGGACGGAGCACAGUGCAAUUCUGCGAGGAUAAAUUAAAGCAGCUGGUACUUYGUAAUUUUCUGUAGCUUUUUUCCCCAAGGAAUAUUUCUUGUAUGUUUCUAUAUAUGCUUUGUCUUUUAACAGGAAAAGUUUAUAGAAUAAACUUGUACUAGAUUUAGCUUAUUAGAAAUCUUUUGAGUUCUCUUUUUUUCUUGUAGCUUUGUGGCUUUUCCAAGCUUUGAUAACUUUGACAUAAAAUGUGUCUUAGAGGAACCCAUAACUUUUGUGGUUUUGCAUUCCAGUAUAACCAGGUUAAUACCCUCAGUUCUGGGAUCUCUCAGGGCUUCAUCUGGAAGCCUGCAAAGGUGCACCCUUUGUGCAGUGUUUGAGUGGAAUGGACAUGAUGCUCCUCUUGGGAUCAGGCUAUAAGGAAAACAGCCACAACCAUGGUGCUCAUCACAAUUCUUAGACCCUCUGGGAACAAACCAAUGCAGUUAAAAACCCCUAAAGUCAGUGGGAAGAUGUCAGUCCCCUCCAUGUAAUUAUUGAGAAGAAAAUGAAAUGUCUGUUAGGUACAGCAAAAAAUAGUUUUGUUUUGUUUUUAUGCUGAUACCUAUGUUUUGUUAAGCAUAACAAUAAAAACAUUAUUUUAAUUUGUA